Molecule: messenger RNA, 5726 nt
Organism: Salvelinus fontinalis (brook trout)
Lineage: Eukaryota; Metazoa; Chordata; Actinopteri; Salmoniformes; Salmonidae
Product: cilia- and flagella-associated protein 44
Exons: 35
Coding region: 60-5537 (1825 amino acids)
Molecular function (GO): protein binding
Source: RefSeq, a predicted model, not a curated record
UUGUGAUUACAAAGUCCCUCUCCCUGGGUUGCCCAGCAACGAGUCAACUCCAAAUUAAGAUGGACUCUUCUGAGAAACAGACAACUGAAGACAAUUUUCAAGGUGACCCCACAGGAAAGCAGAAAGCUUCUGGGGAAACGGAAAGCUCAAAUGUUCAGCCACCUCCAGAGAACAACACAACUUCCCAAUCAGCAGCUCCUGCAGCCUCUGAGCAGGUGCAGCAGCAGCCAGGUGGGAGUAGUGAUGUUGUGGAGGAAGAGGAGGAGCGAAUGGGGAUGAAGAAACUCUCUGAGGACAUGUACUACAACUAUGACGAGCUGUACUCCAGACCAGUCAUCACUGCAGACUCGGAGAUCCCAGAGAACCUGCUGCACCUUACGCACUCUUUUGGGUAUGACUGUGGGCGCAGGGCCAACCUGCAGUUGCUGGAUGAGCGAACGCUGGCCUUUGUGGCUGGAAACCAGCUCAUAUUCCUGGAUGUUCAGACCAAGGAGCAACGCUACCUCCGCUCCUGCAGUGGGGGAGGCAUCGGCACCAUCAUGGCCCACCCCAGUAAUAGGUAUUUUGCUGUGGCAGAGAAGGGAGACCAGCCCAACAUCGUCAUCUAUGAGUAUCCCUCACUACGACCCUACCGCAUUCUCAGAGGUGGGACAGGGCAGGCUUACAGCUUUGUGGACUUUAACCGUGAGGGCACCCUGCUGGCCAGUGUGGGUAGUGCUCCUGACUACAUGCUGACCUUGUGGGAAUGGAGACAUGAACAGGUGAUGCUGCGCUGCAAGGCCUUCUCACAGGACGUCUACAGGGUCACCUUUUCACCUGACAAUCCUGGGCAACUCACCACCUCCGGAUCUGGACACAUCAAGUUUUGGAAAAUGGCCAGCACUUUUACUGGUCUCAAACUGCAAGGGCUUCUGGGAAGAUUUGGGAAGACUGCCCUGACAGAUAUCGAGGGUUAUGUGGAGCUGCCUGAUGGGAAGGUAGUGUCGGGGUCUGAGUGGGGCAACAUGCUGCUGUGGGACGGGGGCCUGAUCAAGGUAGAGAUAUGCCGUAAGGGUGGCAGGACGUGCCACGCUGGCACCAUCCAACAGUUUGCUUUGGACGAGGGGGAGCUCAUGACCAUCGGCACCGAUGGAGCCAUUAGGGGCUGGGACUUUGAGAGCAUUGACACAGCAGACUGUAACGAUGACAGCGGUCUGUUUGAGAUUGAGCCCAUGAACGAGAUGGUGAUUGGACGCAACGUCAGCCUGUCCUCCAUGGUUAAAAGCUGCUUGCCAGACUCCUUCAUCUGGUUCGCCCAGGAUUCCAAUGGAGGCAUCUGGAAACUGGAUCUUUCAUUUUCCAACAUUACCCAGGACCCAGAGUGUCUGUUCUCCUUCCAUGCUGGAGUGAUCCAGGGGAUGGAUGUGUCCAGCACCAGCCAUCUGAUGGCCACCACCACUUUAGACCGCUCAGUCAGGAUUUUUGACUUCCUUGCAAAGAAAGAACUAACAACCAGCCGCUACAAACAAGGUGGAACAACACUGACCUGGGCGCCACGCCUGGUGAACCCUAGCGGAGGGCUGGUGGUGGUGGGCUUUGAGGACGGGGUAGUCCGUCUGCUGGAGCUCUACAACCCCCAGAGUUUACGAGUGGUUGCCGGGCGCAGUCGCUAUGGAGAUGCCGAGCUCCGUCUCAAACAGGCCUUCAAACCCCACAAUGCAGCUGUGACGGCCAUUGCAUAUGAACGGAACGGCGAGAUCCUAGCUACUGGGAGUAUGGACUGCACUGUGUUCUUCUUCACUGUGGGGGACAGGUAUGACCCCAUUGGGUUUGUCACAGUACCAGGACCUGUACAGGGGCUGGAGUGGUCCCCCCAGUCACAUGACGAAAACACCCUGCUGGUCCUGUGUAGGAGUGGUCAUGUAGUGGAGGUCCAGUCUCCAGACCCGGAGGCCCAGAACCACGGCACCACCUACCACAUCUCUGGCCUUCCCACAAGAAACUUCACCUUCAGCAGCAUCAAGUCACACAUCAAGCGGGAGGAGGAGAUUGCGCGCAGGCAGGCUCUGAAGGAGAAGAAGCAGAAGGAGAGAGAAGCACAGCUGAAGAAAGCCAAGGAGGAGGGCCUUGAGCCCACCGAGGAGGAGCUGCAGGAGGUAGAGGAGGAGGAAGAGCUGCCCCCUCUUUACACCCCUGACCCCCCCAGCCCCCUCUGCUGUGGCUUCUACUCUCAACCUGGGGCCUUCUGGCUCUCCAUGGGAGGCUAUGACUCGGGGUUCCUGUACCACUGUAAGUUUUCCGAGCAGCAGGGUGAGGACCUGUUACAGCUCAGGGAUGAGCCAUUCACCUUCCUGCCUGUCCAGAAUACAGACGAGGACCCCAUCUGCACCAUCACCUUCAGCUCCAGCAGGCAGCUGUUGCUGUGUGGCAUGCAGUCAGGCAGUGUCCGGGCCUACCCUCUGCAGCCAUCUGACUUCCACCUCACCUCCAUGCAGGCCUUCUGGGCCCUCAGCGUCCAUGACAACCAGUAUGGCCAGCUGCGCCAACUGCGCUGUAGCUUUGACGACCAAUUUGUCCUGACGACAGGGGAGGACGGCAACAUCUUCUCCUUCAGCCUGCUGCCCCAGGAGGACCUGCUUAAAGCCCUGCAGCGCAGCAAGGCCAAAGUCCCCUCACCACGGGUCGGCGUUGAAAUGGAGGGUGUGGCCCAGGAUAUCGAAGACCCGUCGGCGUACAGCAUUGAGACGGCUAAGCAGAAGUUGGAAAUGGACCGUAUGCGUCGGGAGGCUGAGAUGAGGAAGGUGGAGAGACGUAAGAUGCUGGCCGAGCUGCAGAACCAGUUCAAACAGCUACUGGAGAAGAACCAGGGUCUGCCCGAACACGUCCGCUUGCACCGCACGGAGUUGGAGCUGGACUGGCGGUUUCGUGAGGAGACUGAGAGGAUGACGGCCCAGAGGGUGAGAGAGGCCAGGAAGGAGCUGGCCUGGGAGGAGGAACGCCACCGCAUCGGACUCCAGAAACUACAGGAGAGGUUCUGGGAUUCUCUUGAGUCGGACACAGUUACUGUGGUAGCGUUCCAGAGUGACCACAGGAUCUCCACCUAUCGUCUGCUGGCACUGUCCCAGAGGUUCCACGAGCUGAAACAGAGGGGAAGGGUGGGGGGCCCGGGGGCAGUGGGGCAGGAACGUUGGAGGAACAAAGCCGAGGCCGGCAAAGACAGCUCCAACAUCACAGCGGACCAGGAGGACCUGGGUGAGGAGGCUGUUAUGGCGCCCCAUGUGGUGCGUCCAGGGGGCAGCAAGCUGGCUGGCCGCCAGGCAGAGAAACUCCGCAAGGCUACGGAGAAGGCAGAGCGGGCCCGGGCUAAGAUAGACAAGAGGAGGAAAGAGUGGGCUGAACUGUAUGCAGCAAAGCCCAAUGAGAACUGUGAGGAUCCGGAAGAUGUGCGAGCCAUCCGAUUGGCUACGGAGAACAUGGGUGACUUCAAGCUGAAGACGGCCAAAGACUUUACAGUCCCAGAACACCUGAGAAUGAACGCAGAGAAGAAAAGAGCUCAGCUGGUCCACUUAGAGGAGAAGAUCCAUGAGAGGAAGACGCAGAUGAACAGUCGCAUAAUGGCCCUAAGGGAUACUAAGGUGAGCCUUGUGUCCCGCCUGCGCUCCCAGGCCCAGCAGCUACAGGCUAUCCAGGAGCGCCUGGUGCCUCAUUUCUGCAGCCCGGUCCCCACCCUGCCCUCCCUGCUGCCGGAGGAGACCCCUGAGAGGAAGCUACGCUACACCCGCACCACCCUGCAGCGCUACGGGGCCCUGAGGGCUCAGAGGGCCUGUACCCGUGACCAGGAACUAGAGGGGGGCCAGACUCUGCUGGAACAGCUGGAAGCAGAGAUAGAGGAGGAGGAGACCCCCUGCCAUACACCUGCAGAUAGGAGGGAGGUGGAGGAAUCUGGGGUGACUGAGCUGGAGGAGGAGAUGAGGGAGGUGGAGGAGAUCAGGCUGCUGUAUGAAGAGGAAUCCCUGCUGGAACAGAUGUCGUCAUCAAUGUGGCAGUUUGAUGCGGAGCUGUGCCUGCUGCGUCACGAGAAGCUGUGGCUAGACAUUCAGAUGAAGCUGGCUGACCUGCGCCAUGUCACCCUGUUCCAGGAGCUGCUGCUGCUCAAAGAGUUUGAGAAGAGGGAGAACUCCUUGCAGGAGAGACUCAAUGCCUGCGUGGAAGAAGCGGAAUACCUCAGGUCUAAGUUGGAGGAGUGUAAGCAGGCACUGGAGCUGAAGCGGAGGGACAUCUCCAAGCUCCAGGAGAGAGAGAGGGCCAUAGCUGCCACCUUCCAGGCCUCUCUAGGGGAGAACAACAAGUUUGCUGACUUCCUCACCAGGGUCUUCAAGAAGAAGAUCAAACGUGUCAAGAAGAAAGAGAAGGCCGGAGAUGACGAGGAGCAGGAGGACAGUGAUGAAGAUUCUGAUGAAGAGUCUGACUGGGAUGAUGAUGAGGAUGACAGUGGCUCGGAGAGCGGUGGUCCUCUGGAUGACAGCGUCUGCCCCCCAAACUGUAACUCAGAGCUGUUUGAGAACACGGUGCAGCUCCGUGAGCGUCGUUUGGACCUCGAGGAGCUGCUGGUGGAGGAGAGGAAGACUGCAGACAACCUGAGGAAGGAGGGUGACUCCCUCGUCAAGAAGGAAAAAGGGGUUCAUGGCAGUCUGAAGGCAGCAGAGGGAGACCUGGAGCUGUUCAACAGAGAGAAACAACAGAAGCUCAAUGAGCUGGAUGUGGUGGUUCCACUCAGACUGCACCAGAUAGAGUUUGUGAGCAAUGGGGUGGUACCGUGCAGCCUGGCCCCAGCACUGGUGCUGAACACAGUGGCAUUGGGAGGACUACAGGAGAGGAUUAAAGAACUGCAGGUGGAGAAAAGUGAACAGAGAGACCUCUACAGACAGGCCAGGCAGCAGCACGUCCAGCUCAUUCACGACCGCAAGGACAUGGAGGCCAAGAUACAGAGUCUGGAGGCGCGCUGUGAGCAGCUGAUGCUGAUGAAGUUUGGGAAGCUAGUGGACCUGGAAGCCUUACAGACUCUGUCUGGCAACAGAAACCUGGAGGAGAUGAGACGGGAGAGCAGAGUCCGAGAGGCCGCUUACACACAGGAGCUCAGACAGUGGGAGGUGAAAGUGACAGAAGCCCGUCAUGCGGUGACAGAGGUGACAAGGCAUCACACCGAGCGUCUCCUCAGUAUGAACAGCCUGCUGAGCCAGAAGAAAGAAAUGGAGGACAAACUCAACACCAGGCAGAGCAAGAUGGGUACCCAGUUCCAGGGCCGUCGGCAUGCUGAGGAGGACGAGAGGCGGAGGCUGUACCAGCUGGUCCAGAGUCAAGCUCAGGAGGCAAACGCCCUCCGCCAGGAGAUCAACAUCCUGUCCAGAAAGGGGGGUCACAUCCUGCCCCCCAGCCAAGCCACACUGCCCCACCUGCCCGAUGCCCCAUCCCGCUCCACCCGUACCAACCCAGAGAGGCUCAGACACUUCAAACUGGGAGGGGGGCAUCCAUCCACCAGCAGCCAGGGGGUGGAAUAGAGCCUAAACACUCACAUUGAUAAUACACACACAUAUUAUACAAAGAUAACACAUUCAUACAUUAAUACCUCUCAUACUGUAUUUUUGCUCACCUGUCCCAUACUGCUCCCCCCUCUUCCUCACACACACAUACUUAUACCUAGCUGUAAACAAGACUUUUCAGAGAAUAAACUUGUUAGAUUUGAUUGA